AUGUCCAUCGGACGCGGAAACUUGAACCAACUUGGCGGCAAGAUGGUCUUCGAGCAUGGCAAGACCCCGGCAUCUGGCGAAGGUGGCUGCGUCAACUUAGCCCGCGGAGGCCUUGUGCAGACUGGUGGCAGCAUUCUCUUCUCUGACUGCCACACGGGCUCCUGGAGCAGUGGCGGGGCUCUCUCUGUCACCGGCAACCUCCGGCAAACAGAUGGCCAGCUCCUGUUUUAUGAUUGUACUUCGCCUUUGUCGGGUGGGGCGCUUUGCGUCAUGGGAGAUGCCACUCAAGAGGGUGGGGUCAUGGAGUUCCAGAAGUGCUACUCUGAAGAGACUGGCGGUGGCAUGUACGUUUUCGGCGACCUGACGCAGUUGGGUGGCGUGAUAGAGUUUCUCCAGUGUGCCACUGGCAGCAACAUGACCCUUUUUCAAAGCAGCCGAGGCUAUGCAGACCAGCCCAAGGUGGGCGGUGGGGCCUUGCACAUACAAGGAAGUCUGAUCCAGAAGGCCGGAUCCAUCAGUGCCGACAGCUGCACCACAGAAGGAAAAGGUGGAGGCAUUUUCAUCCUCAAUGGAGACUUCCGGCAGACAGGUGGCAGUACACAUCUGCAGAACUGCACUGCAGACGUGCUUGCAGGGGGCAUCGGCUUGCAGAAUGGAAGCCUCGUGCAGGAAGAGGGCUACCUAUGGAUUAGCGACUGCCACGCCGGCCAGGCGGGUGGUGCCUGCAGCGUCCAAGAAGGCAAUGUGGAACAGAAUGGGACCGGCGAGAUUUUGUUCGACGGCUGCUCCUCGGAAGGCGUCGGAGGUGGCCUUUGUGCCUUUUCUCGGGGCUCAGUGAAGCUGAUGGGGAAGAGCGUGUUUCAGCACUGCGUCGCUGGAAUGAGUGGUGCAGCUCUGUACAGUAUUGCACCGACCACAGUGGCAUCUUCUACCAUCAUCGACACAACUAUACACGGUCAAGUUUCUUUCUUCGUGCGAAGCAGCCUCGUCAUGGAGAAUGUGUCCAUAUCGAGCACUUUGCAGCAGCCGUUUGAGGCCCUGGCAAGGGAGAUCACCAUCACGCAGCCGCCAAACUGCUCGCUACUGGCGGAUGGCUGCCAGUUCACAGCCACAUCUUUGCAGGUGCCGCCGCCUCUGUGCUCCCAGGGCACCGGAGUCAUCAACCUCACCACGGACGGGCAGUCGAUGAUAGGUUGCGAAAAAUGUCCCCAGGGUUUCAUGCAGCUCAUGGAUGCCAAGUCAGAGGCCUGCCGUCCCUGCCCAGUCAGCGCUCAGAUCUGCGAGCCUGCCCGGGUCAAGAUGCGGCCUGGUUACAUGGUCACCAUACGCUCGAGCAUCAACGACCUGAGCCCACCACGGCGCUGCGCUGCACCGAAAGCCUGCCCUGGAAGAUCUUUGCCGGACGAGCGCUCUUCCAUGUGUGCGGAAGGCUACGCUGGGGAUGGAUGCCUUUACUGUGACGGCACGACCCAUGCAGCUGCUGAUGGGCAAAGCCUUUCUUGCACGAAGUGUGGAGUCAGUCGGGAUUCCUUGCCCAUGGAGAUUGCUUAUCUCACGGCCAAGAUGCUGGGAAUCUUCACGAUCGCUCUCUUGGGAGGCUUUGCUCAGAAAGACGAGGAGACGACCACAAGCAGCAUCCUCCUGAAUCAGCUCAUGGCUUUCAGCGCCGCGGGUCUCGUCGCAGUGGGAGCUGCUGCAGACACGACUGCGGCCCGAGCAGACGAGACCCUGGGCAGCAUGCUCCAGACAGCCCGGCAGGUCUUGGCCGUGUCCCAGGCAGAUUUGGGCCUGACCUCCUUCGAGUGUAUCCUGAGUUCUGCUGGCCUGGCGUCCUCGAUGGGCGUCGCGCAUGUCCUCUCCACGGCCCUACCCACACUGGUGAUGCUGAGUGCUGGCAUGCGAUACCCUUACCUGGCCCUGGUGGCUGGCAGCAACUGCUUCCUACCCGGCUUCGCCGCAAGCGUCGGAAAGUUUGUGGUGGUGGUCCCAGACGUGGAAGUGGAAGAGACAGGAGAGAAAUCGCAACUGGUCAUGCCUGACUUACCCCAGGGCUUCUCUGAGACCACUGGCGUGAUGUUCUUUGGCGGGUUGAUCUUGCUUUGCUUCGCAGCGGUCGGGCUAGGCUGGUCCUAUGUCACAGUUAUGACCAAGGAGUCGCCAACGCCGGCUCACGUGGCCUACCUGCGAAGCGCCUUUAACCCAGACCACUCAGCUGCUGAAGUGGAGAGGAUGGUGCGGAAGAUGCUGUUCAGACUGCUGCCCGUCCUUCUCCCGGUUGGAGCCUACCCCGCCUCCCAGAUGGCCUGUGCCUCUAUCCUGCUGCUGCUUGUGCUGGUGACAUUUAUGCAAAUCAAACCUUAUCGGGAGAUGUGGCUGAAUCAUGUCGAGAUUGCUUUGAUGACCAUCGCACUCCUCAUGGUCUUUAUGGCUAAAUGGCUGCUGAGCAGAGAUGUCGAGGGCACUGACGGCUCUGCCAUCGACGUGUUCCUACUGGGCACGCUGGCUUCGUUGGGCUUCACUGUGGGCAUUGGGCUGACGGCGUCCCUGCUGUGGUUUCUAUUUGGCGAACGACAGGGUCGAGAGCUGCUGGAGGACCUCUGA
Molecule: messenger RNA, 2601 nt
Organism: Symbiodinium sp. CCMP2456
Lineage: Eukaryota; Dinophyceae; Suessiales; Symbiodiniaceae
Source: the annotation of a GenBank genome assembly